This is a messenger RNA of Nicotiana attenuata, 734 nucleotides long. RefSeq lists its product as uncharacterized. The record is from RefSeq and is a predicted model, not a curated record. The coding region runs from base 161 to 484 and encodes 107 amino acids. NCBI's taxonomy places the organism in Eukaryota, Viridiplantae, Streptophyta, Magnoliopsida, Solanales, Solanaceae. The transcript has 2 exons.
UAUUCUGCUCUCGGCGUAUGAUAGAGUGAAACUUGCUAUUGUGCGUCACCAUCGAAAAUGCCUAGGGGACGACCUCGGAGAGCGUUAGCUGCAACUGAGUUGGAGGAUCUACCAGUUCUCGGAACUGGACGGAAGUCUGUGGGGGGUGAUAGAGGAACAUAUGAGGAUAGCGAGUGGGAAGGAGCUGACGGAGCAAUGGCCAAAUUUACCUACGAAGGAAAUCAAAACUUCGCCGAACCUGGUAACAUCAAUGGAGAGGGCUUCUACCUCGAGCGUAUCGGAGAAGGAAAAGAGCUCACACAAUGAAAUUGCGGUACCAACUAAAGAAAAUGUGGGGAAUCAGAUGAAGGAAGCAGUUGGAGCACAAAGGCAAUUGGAUCUGCCAAUACAGGGGAAUGACGAUCAGAAAUGGAAAAGCCUAUUUGCUGCAAAUAAAAUGGCUUCCAGAGGUGUUUCCAAGGCAGACAGUGUUGAUCGCAGCUAGUGGUGUAUCCUCUUCCCCCAGCAGUCUCGGUGAGCCCCCACUUCAUCCCGGGGCCAUGUUCUUAUCUCUUGAUUCUAUUAUUACUAUUUUUUGAGGUAUUGCCGGGGCCUUGUUGCCGGAAUUUUCAUAACUCUCUCUUUUGUAUCUUUAGAGGCUCCGUAGACAUUUUGUGGGUUGUGUAUGGGUGCUAGAAAGGUCCGAUGAAUUAUGUUGUAUUUGGACUCUUGUCUCACUAAAUCAUAAUGUGUAU